Molecule: messenger RNA, 2230 nt
Organism: Nematostella vectensis (starlet sea anemone)
Lineage: Eukaryota; Metazoa; Cnidaria; Anthozoa; Actiniaria; Edwardsiidae
Exons: 1
Coding region: 802-1773 (323 amino acids)
Source: RefSeq, a predicted model, not a curated record
AAAUGCAUCUAAAUUGGGGGGAGAGGGGGGUGUAUAAGCAAGAUAUCACAGUAUGCCGCUGCCUUUUCAGGUUGUUUUUGUGUUAUGACAAACCUUUCAAAAAUCAUAUAUUGGCACAGUCCAGUCGUGCUUAAGUAAUAAUCACAAUAAUCGUGUGUAAAAAAAUGCUCAUUUGAUAUUUUAGACUAAAUUUUCAUGCUCAUUCCCGUCGCUAGAUGUCAUAUCGGAUCGCUGGCUCACAGAAACGAGCUGGAAAUCCAGCUCCAGGUUCUAUUUAUACGUGCGAUUUUGCUUGCUGAUUUUUUAAGAUAGAUAAACUAUGACAAGAAACAAAAAAAAGGUUUACCAUGUGACAUUUAGCGAAAGCUCGAAUUCACGAUCAAAAUUCAGUUCAAAAGUAAACAAAGCAAUUGUCAAUUACUGGUUUAAAUUCCGUUUAUAAGAAGCGUCCUUUCGAUAACUGUUAGUAGUUAAAUCAAUUAAAAAGUUAAUUAUCUCAGAAAAAUGUGUAUUAGAAAGAAAAACAAUAAAAGCUGGUAACUGUAGGGAGUCAAAAAUAACAAUAAUACGUGUGCAGUUAUUAAGAUGAUCAAGUCUCUGGGGACCAAAGCGUCUCUGAGAGCUCUAUUGUUAUGCAUAGACCUCGUGAAAACGAGCAAUUAAUACAAAUACAACACAAAAAUGAUUGCUUAAGUACAUAGUUAACACCGACCUAAAUUUUUCACUGUUUUAACUCGCGCAAGAAACAUAUCGCAUACCAAACGAUUACCCUCGAUGAAAUGAAGUUUAUCACGCCGUAAAAUGGAUGUACGUUUGAAAGCAAGCCCUCAGAUGUCUCCGAAUAAAGUACCGUAUCCAAGGAGCCAGCCGACGCUCAACAGAACGAAUUCAAUUCAAGAAAACAGAGAAUCUACAUCCACGAAAGAAAAAACACUUUGGCAUCAUGGCAAGGCAUCGCCCCUAAAGAAUCCUCUGCCGCCUGCAGUAAGCAACAGACCUGCUACUAACGACCAGAUACACGGCGGGUUAGUGCUGGAAACGGACCAACCAAACAAUGUUGACAAAUCAUUUACGGCAAACAUUGAUAAUUAUCGGUUGAAGAAAAGAAUUCUUAAGUCCCCGCUUUCGGAUAUGUACUGUACAGGCCAGCGACUUAUGGGUAACUCAGUGAGCGAGAUUUCUAUGGACGUGGACGUUACUGGUCAAAGGGGUACUAAGCAACCGGCGCCCCCAAGGCAUGCCAUUACCUUGAACAAGCUGUACUCUUCUUUAAAGAAGUUGAAAUCCAGACACGAAACGGUGAAUAGAACACAAGCAAAGUGCAGGAACUUUCCCUUUAAAACAAGCAAAGGAUUCAACAUCCACCAAAACUGGAACGACGAUGAAAUUUUUAUUCUUCUCGGCGGUAAAUCAAAACCAGUUCGCUUCGAAGUGAAUCCUACCAGCCUGAGUCUAUUAGAAAGUGAAUUUGGUUUGAAUUUGAAAACUAGAGAGCCAAAUUGCGGUUUUGACGAGGAAGACAUUGAACUUCUUCGCAAAUUUAGGGAGAAAUAUCGACACGGCAUUUCUGGUAAAGAAAGUCCUUUUGUCCCAUGGGCCAGACACGCGAUGUCAAAACAGAGCACUGCCCAAGUGAAAAAGACGGGGGUCCCUUCAGCGACACACUCGAUAGAGAAGGAAGAGUAUGGACGAAGGCUUACAAUACACGUGUACCUACCAAACGUACUAAUGGAUAACUCUACAAAUUCACCCUUGCAGGAAAAUGAGAAAUAAAAAGAGAUUGAGAUGAUUUUUCAACAGCCUAUCUUUUCAAAUAAAUGUGGUAUAGAUAUGGCGUAAAGACAUCGUGUCUACAUCCCCUCUGUUUGGUGGCUGUGUGUCUAAAGUUAGGAAAUAGUUUUAAAACUUGUAGCUGCUUUCUACAAAUAUGUUACCUUGGUUCCAGAGCCUCGAACGUCUUUCUAUUUAGUGGCCAGCCAGGUUGAGACGAUGGCCACUAAAUGGAGAGACGUUCGAGGCUCUGGAACCAGGGUACAAAUAUGUGUGUAUGAAAAUAACGCAGAGGUGUGAAGGGUGCCAAUUAAGAAAUAGCAAAUUGAAAAUUGAAACAUUUAACGUAAACAGAUAGUUUUUAAAAAUAAACUUCAGUUUUUAAAAUCACAGUGAUUCGGAUUCAUUUCGAGAAUAUGUAAAAAAUAGCAAAAUAGGAGAAGGUAGGGAAAAAAAUUAG